Molecule: messenger RNA, 3669 nt
Organism: Pochonia chlamydosporia 170
Lineage: Eukaryota; Fungi; Ascomycota; Sordariomycetes; Hypocreales; Clavicipitaceae
Product: DNA-directed RNA polymerase III largest subunit
Exons: 1
Coding region: 1-3669 (1222 amino acids)
Biological process (GO): DNA-templated transcription
Molecular function (GO): DNA binding; DNA-directed RNA polymerase activity
Source: RefSeq, a predicted model, not a curated record
AUGGCAGACUUGAAUCCUCUGAGGGUCCUCAAUCUAUUCAAGUGUAUCAGCCCAAUAGAUUGUGAGCUACUGGGCUUAGACCCUGCUGAAGGUCGCCCAGAGAUGUUUAUUUGGCGAUAUCUCCCAGCGCCACCGGUCUGCAUUCGACCCUCUGUUGCGCAGGAGAAUGCCAGUAAUGAGGAUGAUUUGACUACCAAGCUGGCUGAAAUUGUGUGGGUGAGUGGCAUGAUACGCUCCGCCUUGCACAAAGGGUCAUCUAUCGACACAAUCAUGGAACAAUGGGAAUAUUUACAGACUCAAGUUGCUAUUUACGUCAAUAGUGACGCACCAGGCUUGCAACAACUCAGUCAAGGAAAGAGCAUUAGGGGCAUAUGUCAACGACUGAAAGGGAAACAGGGACGGUUCCGCGGAAAUCUUUCCGGAAAGAGAGUUGACUUUUCAGCACGCACUGUCAUAUCCCCAGAUCCGAAUCUCGGUAUUGAUGAGGUGGCAGUUCCGCAACCGGUUGCGAAGAACAUGACUUACCCGGAGAAAGUUCACCGUCACAACAUUGCCAAGCUACAGGCAUGUGUCAGGAACGGCCCGGACAUCUGGCCUGGUGCCUUAGCUGUCAUCAAAAAAGAUGAUGGAGAGUACAAGAUAUCACUCAAGUUCGCCAACAAGGAGCUAGUUGCACAUAAUCUGGCUGUCGGAGACGUGGUCGAGCGCCAUCUCGAAGACGGUGAUAUUGUUUUAUUCAACCGCCAGCCAUCGCUUCAUAAGCUCAGCAUAAUGAGCCACUUUGUCAAGGUUCGACCAUGGCGAACAUUUCGCCUCAACGAGUGCGUAUGUAAUCCAUAUAAUGCUGACUUUGACGGCGAUGAGAUGAAUCUGCAUGUUCCUCAGACGGAGGAAGCUCGCGCCGAGGCAAUGAUGCUGAUGGGCGUUCGAUAUAAUUUGAUCACCCCCAAAAGCGGCGAGCCUAUCAUUGCAGCAACUCAGGAUUUUAUAACAGCAGCUUUCCUUCUGAGUAGUAAGGAUCGCUUCUUUGACCGCAAGACGUUUAUGUCGAUAUGCAUGGAUAUGCUGGACGGACAAAUCUUAGUGGAUGUUCCGCCCCCAUCAAUUAUCGUGCCACGAGCAUUGUGGACAGGCAAGCAGGUAUUUGAUAUCCUGAUGCGGCCGAAUAGACAGUCACCUGUUAUGGUCAAUCUCGAUGCGAAAUGCAAAAACUUCAAAGCAAGUCCAGGGCAGCGUCACUGUCCUGACAUGGAUCCCUACGACGGAUGGCUUGUGGUUCGAAACUCUCAGGUCAUGUGUGGACUCAUGGACAAGUCCACUGUUGGAACGGGGAAGAAGGAUUCUAUCUUUUACGUCAUUCUUCGUGAUUACGGUCCUGAUCAGGCUGUAAUUGCCAUGAAUCGUCUUGCGAAGUUGUGUGCUCGGUAUCUAACACGCCAAGGGCUCUCUAUUGGCGUUGCCGACGUUUUCCCAGCUGCAAGUUUGGUACGAGAGAGAGAUCGCCUCGUUUCCAGUGCGUAUCACUCAUGUGACAAUAUAAUUUCCGCCUUUAACGCUGGGAGACUCGAAAAAGCUUCAGGCUGCAAUAUGGAACAAACUCUCGAAAAUUCUAUAUCUGGUGCUCUCAACAAAGUGCGGCAACUCGCUGGUGAGCAUUGCAUCAAUACGCUAAGUCGGAAUAAUGCGCCAUUAAUUAUGGCCCUGUCAGGAUCAAAGGGUUCAAAUAUCAAUGUUGCACAAAUGAUUGCCCUUGUUGGUCAACAGAUUAUCAGUGGGCAGAGAGUGCCCGACGGUUUUCAAGACCGAACACUUCCACACUUUCACAAGAAUGCUCGGCAGCCGGAUUCUAAAGGCUUUGUGCGAAAUAGCUUCUACUCGGGGCUUCUACCUACUGAAUUCUUAUUUCAUGCCAUCUCGGGAAGAGAAGGACUGAUAGACACAGCAGUGAAAACUGCAGAGACGGGGUACAUGUCACGUCGACUCAUGAAGUCUCUGGAGGACCUUUCUACGCAGUAUGAUAACACUGUUCGGACGUCUGGAGGCACUAUUGUGCAGUUUCAGUGCGGAGCUGACAAGCUGGAUCCGGCAAAUAUUGAAGGCCCAGCAGGUUGCCCGGUUCAUUUUCAACGGACUUGGACUCAUGCUGAAAGUCUUACAUGGGAUAAUGGUGAACCGUCAUUGACACCAGAGGAGAUAAGAUUAGUUUGUAGUCAUGAGCUGGAGAUGAGACGGAGGCAUUUUUCCCGCAAAGGUCUUCUGAAGAACGAGGACCUGUCGUAUGAUGACACAAGCCACUACGGAAUCGACGAACACGAAAGUGGGCGCAAAUUUCUAUCAUCAGUCCGAAACUAUGUCAAUAUCUUGGCUGAUAAGCUCCACAAGAUGCAGACGAUGACGAACAUUUAUCAAAUUUCAGACACAAAUCAGGCAGAGAGUCAUACAUGUCAGACUGCUAAGGUGUCGAUGACAACUUUACGACUCUUCAUGAAGAUGUGCUUCGAGAAAUAUCAGAAAGCUCACACUGAGCCUGGCCACCCAGUUGGAGCCAUCGCAGCCCAAUCUAUUGGUGAACCGGGAACGCAGAUGACUUUGAAAACAUUUCACUUUGCUGGCGUUGCUGGCAUGAGCAUCACACAGGGUGUUCCUCGUAUUAACGAGAUUAUUAACGCGUCUAAGAAUAUCAGCACGCCUGUUAUUACUUGUCCCUUGCUCAACAACCGAAAGAUGGAAGUCUCUAGGGUUGUUAAAGCCCGAAUGGAGAAGACUUAUCUGGCCGACGUUCUUCGGUUUGUUGAGCUUGAAUGGCGGCCCGAAGGUGGUCAUAUCGUCUUACAGAUUGACACUGGUACACUCGCAUCUUUACAUCUAGGCAUUGCUGUAUCUGACAUAGCACAAGCAAUUUGUGGAGAGAAGAAGUUGAAGAUACUGCCAUCAGAUAUCAGAAUUAACGGGAAUAUCAUAACCGUCCACAUCAGUGGCGCUUCCGGCUCACCAACCAGGCCUGGAGGUGAAAGGCAAGCAAGAACAGCCGAGUCCUCUGACAUGCUGCUCAAAGCCAACUUUCUGCGCCGGAAACUACCGUCAGUGGUCAUCUCAGGUCACUCAGGUGCUACCAGAGCCUUGAUCGAGAGUACUGAGGACAAUACAUACCGGAUUCUAGUGGAAGGUCAGGGCUUGCGAGCUUGUAUGACAACCGCGGGGGUAAUCGGUACGCAAGUUACGACAAAUAGUGUCAUAGAAUGCAGCGAGAUACUUGGCAUCGAAGCUGCUCGAACAACGAUCGUAAAGGAGAUGGACCAAGUCAUGGGGUACAUGGACAUUGAUCAUCGGCAUAUGCAUUUGCUGGCAGACGCAAUGACCUACAAAGGUGAGGUUCUUGGCAUCACUCGCUAUGGAUUAUCGAAGACUCGGGAUAGUGUGUUACAUCUGGCUUCGUUUGAGAAAACGGCGGAUCAUCUGUUUGAUGCGGUUGCAGGCAUGAAGACUGAUCGAUUAGAUGGGGUGUCUGAGUCUAUUAUCCUGGGGCAAACAACGAGGAUUGGUACUGGCGGUUUCAAGAUGGUAAGACGUCUGGGCAUUCAAAGUUUUGAGCUGUGCAAGAAGCCAACCUUGCUUGAGGAUUCGUGGAGAGCACAGCAAAAGUUGAAGAAGUUCACAACUUCACUGUGA